Molecule: messenger RNA, 1060 nt
Organism: Capsella rubella
Lineage: Eukaryota; Viridiplantae; Streptophyta; Magnoliopsida; Brassicales; Brassicaceae
Exons: 7
Coding region: 85-954 (289 amino acids)
Source: RefSeq, a predicted model, not a curated record
UUGAAGAGUGAGAACGAAGGUGAAAGUGAUUCUCGGUAAAGAAGAAGGAGGAAGUUUUAGUCUUUUUUUUUUGCGACUUACGAGAUGGAGGUUCCAAGCUCUGAGGAACUGCUUCAGUUUAUGAGCUCUUGUCUCACUCAGAUCAAAUGGCGACUCAAGGCCGCUUCCAAACGCCGCCUUGAAAUAGAUGUUCUGGCAUUGUGCACGGGAAUGAGACCAGUUGUGAUGAUUGACUAUGGUGGAAAGAUGCCUGAGCUGCAGGAUCGCUUGCUUUCGCUUCUUGAGCUUGUUCAAGAGGGUUUACCAGUUUUCAAAGAUCUGAAGGUUAUGGUUAUUGAGGAUAUGAUUUACCUGAUAAAUGUAAGAAGACUACCCAAAUUUGUAAGUUCCAGCUUGAAUUCAGAACCUGAAUUGUUCUUCGUCGACUUGGAACAAGAUCCUCCAAAGAUGGUAGAACAAAGCAAGGAUAGCAAUCUGGGGAUGCAGCUUAGAUCGAUUCAGAAGCUAUUCUCUUCCACAUUUCCUUUAGAAAACAGCAACAAUGAUACCACCACAGCCAACUCUUCUCAGUCUUCUUUAUGCAUUGAUCUUAGUUGUUGUUUACAAGACACUAAAGUUACAAUCCCUACCUUAAACGGAUGGCUGCUGGACUAUCCAGUAGUGUAUCUAUUCGGGACAGAUCACAUAGAAGAAGCAAUCUACAACCUAUCCACCAAAUCCCUCCGCAUUUUCAAAGUUCUAGUGUGCAGGAAUGGUACCACUGAGAAGGACUCUCACUUAGAAGAGCUAACAAGUUUUUCGGUGCCAUAUGAUCUGAGUACAGAAGGAAGCAAGGAAGUAUGGGCCGAAACAUUUCUAGAGAAGAUGAGUUCGAGGUGGGAAGAAUGCAAACACGUUUGGAGAUCAUUGGAUUUGCAAGUUUCUGAAUGUUAUCCUCAAGCAAUUGUUCUUUAAACAGUUGUUCACUUAACUUGACACAAAGAGUUGUUUAUUCAUCGAAGUAAUCAGAAAGAUAAAAACAAAAAAAAAACCUUGAAUGUUGAAUAAAAUGAGUUUCAUA